Molecule: messenger RNA, 3454 nt
Organism: Rhinolophus ferrumequinum (greater horseshoe bat)
Lineage: Eukaryota; Metazoa; Chordata; Mammalia; Chiroptera; Rhinolophidae
Gene: PABIR2
Product: PABIR family member 2
Exons: 10
Coding region: 33-869 (278 amino acids)
Molecular function (GO): protein serine/threonine phosphatase inhibitor activity
Source: RefSeq, a predicted model, not a curated record
CUGUCCGCUGUGCCUGCCUGCAAGUCUCCGACAUGGCUCAGGAGAAAAUGGAGCUGGACUUUGAGCCUGACACAUCUGAUGGGGGCACCCUGAGGAGAUCCAGCAGUGCUCCCCUGAUCCAUGGGCUCAGUGACCUUUCGCAGGUUUUUCAGCCUUACACAUUUAAAACUCGGAGGAAUAGUACAACGAUUAUGAGCCGUCACAACCUGUUGCUGUCACCCUCACCUAAUCGGAUUCCUAGUAGCCGACUGCACCAAAUCAAAAGGGAGGAAGGCAUGGAUCUGAUGAACAGAGAAACUGCACAUGAAAGGGAAGUGCAAACAGCAAUGCAGAUAAGCCAGUCAUGGGAUGAGAGCUUGAGCCUGAGUGAUAGUGAUUUUGACAAGCCGGAGAAAUUAUAUUCUCCUAAAAGGAUUGAUUUCACUCCAGUUUCUCCGGCACCAUCACCCACCAGAGGAUUCGGAAAGCAAUGUUUUUCGCCAUCCUUACAAAUGUUUGUGAGCAGCAGUGGGCUACCACCAAGUCCCAUUCCUACUCCGAGAUGCUUCUCCAGCAGGAGGCAUCGGAGUCCAGUCAAGUGCAUUAAGCCCAGUGCUCUUGGUCCUGUUAAAAGAAAAGGUGAAAUGGAGACUGAAAGCCAGCCCAAGAGACUCUUUCAAGGCACUACCAAUAUGCUUUCUCCCGAGGCUGCACAAUUGUCUGAUCUCAGUUCCUGUUCAGAUAUUUUGGAUGGCAGUAAUAGCAGCAGUAGCAGCAAUGGCUUACCCUCAGCCUCACUGGCUAAAGGCAGCACAACCGCAGAGUCUCCAGUAGCAUGCUCCAAAUCAUGCCCUCCGUUCAUCUUGAUGGAUGAUCUCUCACCCAAGUGACUUCUGAUCCAGUGUUUUAACUGCUGUUUCCUACAUAAAACAUUCAGUGAGGGACACAGAGAACUUUGAUCCAGAGUGAGGAUUAAAGUGUCACAGAUUUAAACCACUUUGAUGCCGUUCUUCUUUGGCAUCUCUCUUUUCUAAAGUUCAAUUUUACAAGUGUAGUGACCUUACUUAUGUCUCUUUUUGCUGAUCUCACUUUGGAUCUAGUGACUAAAUCUCAAGUACUCAUUUUUGAUUGCUUAGAGUAUGUAUAGUUUUUUCUCAGUGCCUCAAAGAGUGCCCAUCUUAGAGUCUAUACAUUUAAGAAAAGCACUGAUGUAUUUUCAAUAAUGGUUCUUUUUUCCCAGCAGUGAUAUGACAGCUAGAAUUGAUCAGAAAUUCUCUUGCUUGAGAGAUUUUUGUCUUCUGUUGACUACAUACUUUCAAAUCUCUCAUUUCACAACAACAGAUGCAUUGCGUUUGAUUACAUUACAUGUUUCUUUUUUUUUUCCUCCAUCAACCUAAAGUACAUUAUUUUGUUUGCCCUUUCUGUUUGAGCUGCUUACUUGCCCCUUUCUCACAGAGCAGAAGAAACACAUAGUUGCUUUCAUUACUACCCAUACUGCUUGUUUGCUGUUGGCGUGUGUGACGUGAGGAUUGAUUUUAGUGCUGAGAAUGGAAAUGGACUUACAAGGUGCUUGGAGUAGUCACCACAGGUUCUUAUGACUUAGCUGCCACAGUUGUUGUUUUUCUCCCCAAACCUGUUGCCCCACGGAAUGUAUAAAAUAUUGUUAAUAUUUUUAGGUGGUGUCAUCAAGGAGAAGAAAUUCCUGCCUUGACCAGAUGUGUGGAGCAUCUACAAAUGAAUGAAUAAUGUUCUUUACACACAAACCUCUGUGUAGAAAAGCAUACAUGGAGCUUGACAGCUUGUCUUGUCUUGGGGGGUAUUAGGAGGCCUGAGGUGUCUUGGGGUGUAGUGCUGUGCUGUAAUGAUGUAUAUCACAUGGUAGGGUAGAAAAGGGGGCAUUAUGUGCCCGAUUGCCACAUGCUGUCUCAACUGCUACUUUUUUCUGAUUACAUUUUUGUCAUUGGGUUCGUUUGUUUUGUCGUGUGUGGUGAGUGGUGCUGUUGACUGUGUUUUGGUCAUUCUGUUGCCACCGGAAUUGGAAUCCAGUUCUUGUUCAUGCUGCUUUAUAGCAAGGGUGGUUUGAUAUCUACGCGGCAGCUUUUAGGAGCUGAAGAAGUCAAUGUUAUUGCACAUUCUGCUUUUAAGAAGCUGUUUGAGCUGUGAACAGUUUCUGUGAUAGUAAGUCUGAGGUACCAGAAGUUAUUUAAUUUUAAAAGAGGGAAGUCGUGAACGGAGCUAUUUAAAAAACCUGAGUUUAGUCUGUUGUGUUAUUUAUUAUUUAAAACUGUAAAAAUGUCUGUUGUGAUGAAUUUCUUUUAAUGUUCAGUUAUCAUGGGUGGAUUGUCUGUAUUUAAUAUGCAAAUUUGCCUGCUAGGAUCAUAAUAUUCCAUUUUUGAAUGAAUGUAAGAAACGAAAACUACUGCACUUGUAUCUUUUGAAGGCAAAUAUCCUUGAAUUUUAAAGGAAGAUGUUGCACGUUGUGGGUACUCACAAACUAGUAAUACUGUAUGGCUUGAAGGGAACCCUAUUCUCUUUCAAUUAUAAGAGAGCAUCACUUAGCUAGCAGUAAGUAGUUCUGUUAGCAUCAGAUGUGUUGCUUGUUUUCAAUUCUACUAACUGCCAUAAUGGCCAUUAAUGGCUUUCUCUUAUUGCUUUCACCUGUGCAAAGUCCAUAAUCCUUCAAACCUAACAUAAAUGUAUAUAUUGUGAAGAUUGUUCCCUUGUAUGCCAUUUUAAAGAAACAUUACUUUGAUGUUAUUCUGUGUGUUUAUUCUGUUUGUGAAAGAACCAUGUUAAGCUGUUUCUGCCUAUAUAGUACUGAGAGAUGGUUUUGUCUUACGGGACAUUGAUCCACCCUCACUCUACUGUCUAUUAUGCCUUAAAGGGACACUUUUGGCCAUGAAUUUUUGGCUCUAGUUUAGGACUCUUAAGAAAUAACCUUUGGAAUGUGAUGAUACUUAUUUUUGAAAUUCAGUGGUGGGAUAGAAUUGGGACAGGAAAAUGAAAUUGUUCCAGUGGUAUGAGAAUUAGGAGGCAAGAUGAUUCACUUUAUUGUUUAAACUAAGGUUUGUUUUUAUUGUUUAAAGUGACUAGAAAGUUAAGUUUGUGCAGGGAUUGUUUUGAAAUAAAUAAAUGAGAUACUGACCUUCAGAUGAGCUUGAUUGACGGUACCCCUUUAUUUUUAUAUAAAGUUUAAUAUUCGAAAAAUGGUCAUUGUUAUAAAUUAAAAUUAUCCCUUCCUGGUCUAAUAUAGUCUUAUAUCAUAUUUCAGGCUUCUAUUUGAAAACAAGUACGAGAUAAUAUGAUAAGAAAAUGCUAUAGAUGAUAAACUUUUGCUUGAGUUAUAUUAUCACUGUAUUUCAUGAUACCUGCUUUUGUAAUAAUAGGAAAUUUUGUGAAAUGCUGACCUUGUGUAUGUAUAUCUUAGAGUGCAAAUUUAAUAAAGUGUGUACCACUGCAUAAAAUUCUGUAAAAA